UAGUUGGCGCCCAUUUUGCGGCACCUGCAGUCCCACUCCAGGCGACCAAACUGAGGCAGAAAAGAUCAACGGUGGGAAGGCGGUUGGUCGUUUCAUGCUAGUCUCGUCGAUGAUGCGAAUGAGAAUUGACCCUUUGCAGGCCAUCCUCAUGCAUGUCUUUGUCACCUCUCGACUUGAGUAUUCCAAAGCAUCCUGGCUGGUCUUCCACAUUCUACCCUCCAUAAACCUGAGAUCUUCUGCUGCCCGGGUCCUUACUCAUACCAAAUCUAGUUCACCUAUCUGGAUUGGCUCCCUGGGCGUCGAUCUAUGUGCAGCAUCCAACCUGACCUGUCUUAGGCGUGUCUUGAAACAACUGAAAAUGACAAAAGAAAAUGUGACAGACGUUGUUUCGGAGGAGGAGCACCAAGAACCUCAGGAACAUCAGCCAGCAGAGUUCCAGAGCCCGGUCCUAGAGAGACGCAAGAAACCAGUUGUUUACCCCUCUGUCCCGGCACCACUGCCCAAGGAUUAUGCCUUCACGUUCUUUGACCCAAAUGACCCAGCCUGUCAAGAAAUCCUGUUGGACCCCCAGACGACCAUCCCUGAACUCUUCGCUAUCAUCAGGCAGUGGGUACCUCAAGUGCAGCAUAAGAUCGACACCAUCGGAAAUGAGAUUCUCAAGCGAGGUUGCCAUGUGAAUGACAGGGAUGGGCUGACAGAUAUGACCUUAUUGCACUAUGCAUGCAAGGCAGGAGCAAAUGGCGUCGGGGACCCUGUGGCUGCUGUGCGAUUGUGCAACCAGCUGAUUUCUUUGGGGGCCGAUGUAGGAAUUCGCAGUCGCUGGACCAACAUGAACGCCCUUCACUACGCUGCCUACUUUGAUGUACCGGAAAUAACUCGGAUCCUCCUGAAGGCUCACAAACCAAAAGUGCUGAACUCCACCUGCAGUGACUUCAACCAUGGGACAGCCCUACACAUAGCAGCUUCUAACCUGUGCCUGGGAGCUGUCAAGUGUCUCCUUGAGCACGGAGCAAAUCCAGCCGUCCGGAAUCGGAAAGGGCAGGUUCCUGCAGACGUUGUACCAGACCCAAUGGACAUGACACUGGACAAGGCCGAGGCUGCCAUGGUUGCCAAGGAGCUGAAGCAGCUGCUGCUCGAUGCAGUACCUCUGAGUUGUAACCUUCCCAAGGUCACCUUGCCGAACUAUGAUAAUAUCCCAGGCAACCUGAUGCUCACCUCACUGGGCCUCAAACUCGGGGACCGAGUCCUUGUGGAUGCAGAUAAGGUUGGAACACUUCGAUUCUGUGGCACCACUGAGUUUGCCAGCGGGCAGUGGGUUGGCGUCGAGCUGGAUGAGCCUGAAGGGAAGAAUGAUGGAAGUGUCGGAGGGAUAAGCUAUUUUAUUUGCCCUCCAAAACAUGGUUAUUUUUCUCCAGUGUCUAAAAUCAGUAAAAUUCUCGAUCAGACUCCUUCAUCUGUAACAUCGACACCCAAAACUCCCAGAAUGGACUUUGCACGAAUGACUGGCAAGACAAAGAAAGAUAAAAAAGCUAUGAGAAGGAAAUCCCUGUCCAUGGGAAGCCUUGAUCGAGAGGGCGUGAAGAUCGAGAUUGGAGACCAAGUGUUGGUGGCGGGUCAGAAACCGGGAAUAAUUCGGUAUUAUGGGAAAACCGAUUUUGCUCCAGGGUACUGGUACGGUAUCGAGCUGGACAAGGCAACUGGGAAACACGAUGGCUCAGUGUUUGGUGUCCGCUAUUACACCUGCUCUCCAAAGUAUGGGGUGUUUGCCCCUCCCUCCAGAGUGCAGAGGAUCGCUGGCCCGAAAGGUCCCCCAAGUGAUGGCACCACUGGCAAAAAAAUUCACCAAGUAACAAUGACUCAACCCAAGAGGAACUUAGCAGCUGUGAGGACUCCCAAAGACAUUGCAUCAGAGAGCUCCAUAUCUAGAUUACUCUUCUGUUGUUGGUUCCCCUGGAUGCUGAGAGCAGAAAUGCAGUCGUAAAAAAAAAAAAACCCUCCUCACCCUCCUCCUCGGACUCUUCUCUUCCUCCUCGACUCUUGUUCUUUAUUUGUGCUUUGGAGAAGGACUGCCGAUCACAAUCUUAGAUGCUAGUUCAGCCAGAUGCAGUCAUAGUUGAUUCUAGUGCCUUGUACCUUGACUAAAUAUCCCUGCAUUCCACAGUAGUUUAAGUAGAUAAAGUAACCUUUCCUUUGAUACUGACUGAAAGAUUAUAUAUAUAUAUAUAUAUAUAUGCAUAAUAUAUAUAUAUAAAUGAGCGUGAAGCUGGUUUGUGAUUCCUCUAUUAUUUGAAUGAUAAAAGCUGAGGGAGCAUUUACUGUCAAAAUUAUGGCCUGUACCAUAAAAUUGAGAAUAUGGGUACAAUCCCUAUUUUGCAGUGAAGCUUAUGUCCCAUUGGUAACUGUCAACUACUUUACUGUAUAUUAGAGUGUUAAGGAAUGUGAAAUGUAUUUGGGAUUUUAUGAGAUUAGUGAAACUCAAUAAGGGAGGAUGGAUUAUUGAGUGUUUCAGUUUAUGCCAGAUGGGAAUAAACAGAUAAAGUGCUGUUUAUUAGUUGAAGUAUAAACCAAAAAUAAAGUUCAGGAAAGGUUUAUGUAUGCACUGCUGCUUAGAAUGAUCUGAGAGACCCAAUGAAUUUUUAUAACAACUUGUCAA
Molecule: messenger RNA, 2653 nt
Organism: Carcharodon carcharias (great white shark)
Lineage: Eukaryota; Metazoa; Chordata; Chondrichthyes; Lamniformes; Lamnidae
Gene: clip3
Product: CAP-GLY domain containing linker protein 3
Exons: 16
Coding region: 95-1981 (628 amino acids)
Biological process (GO): cytoplasmic microtubule organization
Cellular component (GO): microtubule plus-end; cytoplasm; nucleus
Molecular function (GO): microtubule plus-end binding
Source: RefSeq, a predicted model, not a curated record